AUGGAGCCUGCCUCCGAGCCUGACCGGCCACAGUGGCAGGCAGCACUCGUCCCGCUUACAGUGGGGACCGAAGUGGAGGUGAUCGACGGUCACAGACGUCAUCUCGUCGGUCGCCGAGGGAUUGUGCUCCCUACCUUGGAGUGUGACCGCAACACUACGCGGAAUGUGCGGAUCAUACAAGGCCCUCGGGAUGAACAACGUCGUAUUUUUACAAUCGACAAGGAGCACCUCGCUCCCCGACUGGGGUUGGAAGCCACACAAGCUUCCAUGUGUGAUGGAAUGGAGCCGAGUCUGAGGUGGAGAUGUGCUCCCCCACCAUUAACCAUUUACAGCGCCCGAUACCUCCUCGGCUAUCAGGCCCUGGAGACCAUGGUGCCUCCGGCGGCACCCAAACGGAAUCCAGCUGGCCACUAUAUCCAUCCCCCGGUGGACGAUGCUACGCUUGAGGCACCCUGGGAAAAACACGUUGACCAAGCUAGCGAUCGGCCCUACUACUAUCACCCGGGGACAAAGCAGGUGACCUGGCGCAAACCUCGGCCUGCCCUGGUUCUUCCGAGGGAAGAGGAGACUGGGCCCACCAAGCCCAGGCGAGGCAAGACUGCGAUACCACAACCUCGUACUCCUAGUCCGCCUCCUCCCAAGAGGAUGCGAAAGCAUCCCACCAGCGAUGCUCAGCAGAACACCACGAGCUCUACGACCCAGUCGUCAGCUUCUGCCACAGCUACAGGGACACCUACUACAGAGAGGAAGCCCGCUCCGGCCUUUGAUCCUCAAUCUUCUGGUGGCCCUUCUGAAUGGAACCUGGCCGAUCAUGCUUUACCUGCCUCUCCAGAUCGGGUACUGAUCUGGGGGACCAAGGCCAGGACACAGCUGCCCCAACCGCCGAGUGCUCCUGCUUGUACCCUGGAUGUGGAAAGGUUUCUGCAGAGCUUCUUCAGGACACGGCAAGGCCCCACUGGCACACCUCUUGCCACCCUACUUGGGGACCCAGUCCCGCAACCUGAUGGUUGGUGGAGGCUCCCGUGGACACCACUGGAUCCAUCGCACUGCGAGCUGCUGUGUCAGGAUGGCUGGCUAAGGGGCUGGCACGGAUGUAAGAUGGAGGCACUAUACUCCAUCAUCUACCAUGGCCAACUUCUCCCGAGCACUGACGAGUCGAAAGGCGACAGAUUCCUGGCAGGCUGUCCAGGGGUGUAUCUGCACCGCGACAGCCUGCAACACAAGGUGGAGAACUACAUGCGAUGGAUACCACUAUGUGGAGAUGGUCUCUUUUGGGCUGCCAAGUGGGAGGUGGUGUAUGCUCCCUCGGGGAGCAACAAACAUGGCAAGCGUACUGAUCAGGUUAUACAAAGUGCUGAGUCGGUGGAGCUGGUGGCCCUCUGGCUCUCAGUGCGCUCCGAGAACAUGCUGCCUGAGGGAACUGCUGUGCAGGCCACAUGGACGCCCGCCCGUGAGGCCAACCCUUGCCUCACAGAGUCCAAGCGACGAAGCAGUGCUUUGAUACAGGCUGUGGACUUCGCGGCACUUUCUGCCUCCUCCAGACCUUUGCCCAGCUCCAGUUCGCGGUCUGACCCGGCGAUCGACGACAAAGGCCGACUCAAGCCGACACCCAAAGCACGUGGUCGCCUGCCACACAUCCCUUCUGAACUAGAGAAGGACUGCACACCUGCACAAGCGAAGCUCACCAUACAGGCAGGAGAUCUCGUCCUUCGAUCGGCUACAGCACAUAGCUCGGAGACUCCCAAUGCUCCGACCACGGUUUCGGCUGCUACCUUGGCCGACCCAUCAGAUCCACCUCAACGAGGACCCAAACGGGUUCGAUCUGAUGCUUCCUCUCCGAAACCAAGGAGGAUGCAGACACGGCCCAAGCCGAGACGAUCGAUUUGGUUUGAUGUCACGGACAAUCCGGCUGAUCAACCACUUACGACCUCCUCCACUGCAGCCAAAGGCCGUGGCACUGGGAUGACCAAAGCUGCGAGGCACCAAGAACGUGUCCGCAAGAAGAUGGCCAAGAAAAUGGAAGAAAUCUUCCAGGCCAAUAGAGGGUGGCCAGACGCUUUCCUGACUGACAGACCUGAACAUUGCCUGGUGUCUGUCUUCGCCAUUGGGCGCAGGCCAGUGGAUCGAGCAGACAUCACCUCGAGAUAUGUUCCUGUCCAAUUUGUGCAGGACAUCCCGGGCACGUGGCUGGCCUAUCGUCUGGCGGUCUUGCCCUCCGUCGACUACGCAUUGCCCCAGCCAGACCCCGGGCACGACGCCGUACCCCAGGCAAUGCCCUCGCCCCAUCCUGCUACCGUCCAUUCAAAUGCGUACACAUUUGCCAGGAAGAGAUCCUACAAACGUGCCCUACGUCGUGCUGCACAGGACGAGGCUGAGCGUCGCAUGCAGCAGGCCGCUCUGAAAGUCUCCCAGGGACAGCAUCGACUGGCACUAUGGCAAACACCGCCUAUGCAGGAUGGUAUUCGCUCCAUGUGGCAGGCCUACCGAGUCUGGAAGACAGCCAAAGCUCAAGCUCAGCAUAAUCCGCUCUAUGUUUCCAGGUGCUACCAUCACUUCAAGACGGCACACAAGGCCUUUCGUCGUGCCGGGAAAGAAGCCAAAAAGCACUGGUUCCAUGGCAGGCUACAGGAACUCCAGACUGCUGCCAGUUCAGGCGACUCUCGCAAGCUAUAUGCUGGCAUUCGUACCUUAGCUCCCAAAUCCUCCAAGCCGAAGGUUCAACUGCGAGAUUCUGGCGGACACCUGCAGGAUCCCAAGACCCAGCUAAAACAGCUGGAAACGCACUAUCGCAAAUUGUAUGCUGCGGACGAGGAUGGCAGCAUACAGGGCCCCCAGCGACAGCCCAUUCACAUUGAAGUCACGGAGGCCGAAAUGACCCUGGCUGACCUCGGACCUUGUUGCGCCUCUCUUGUGCCAAUGGUGCCGGCAAUGGCCUCAAAUACCAGAGCUUUGGAGAAGCGCAUGGUUGCGAAAUUGCGCCCCUACGCCGAGAGAUUCCUUGCAGACCAGGCACAAUUUGCAUAUCUGCCGGGUGCACAACUAUCGCUGGACCUGUCCAGUGCUUUUGACCUCAUGGACUGGCGCCUGCUGGACAAGGCUUUACUAGCGUCCGAUGUUCCGGCUGAGCUCAGACACCAAAUCAUGUCCUGGCACUCUGAAAUCUCCUAUGUCCUUACUCACCUUGGGCACACUGCCAAGGUGGAGGCCCAAAGAGGACUUAGACAAGGGUGUAAACUGGCUCCGUUGCUCUGGACACUCGCCCUAGCACAGAUAUAUCGUGAGAUCCUUGCUGAGGGGGACCCGCUUCUCACAGCACCUUGGCUAGAGCAAUGCUCCACGAUUUAUGCUGAUGAUAUACACCUCAAGGAUACUGUGCAGAACACUCGUGAGCUGGACGACAUGGUGUAUCGCUUUAGUAAGAUCCUCGAUGCCCUUGCGGCCCAUGGUAUGGUCAUCAACUCGGCCAAAUCAGCAUUGCUACUGAGACAUAAGGGCAGUUUCAUCCGAGGCUGGCUGCGCCGACACCUCAUACCCAAACCCGAGGGGGACCUCCUACGUUUUCGCAGUCCACGGGGAACAGUGUAUGAAAUUCCAUUGCGUGACCAUCACACGUACUUAGGCAUACGCAUCUCCUACCACUCACAGGCCAAACAAGCAGUCACCUAUCGGCUGCAGGCUGCGAACCAGGCCUGGCAAAGACUCCGUGGUGUACUGUGCUCCACCAGGCAUCUCGCUCAGACGCAUCGUCUCAGUCUAUGGAAAUCCACAGUGCUUCCCACGCUGCUCUAUGGCAUCGCAGCAUCCAACCCAGGUGCCAAGGACAUCCAGCGAAUGCAGCACAUGAUGACCAAGCAGGUUCGAGCCAUCACACGAUCCUUUGCACAUCUUCAGAAAGAAUCCACACAGGACCUUCUACACAGAUGCUCUUUGUCCACCAUUUUGGAGCACCUACAGAGGGAAGCCGCUGCCUUGCAUCGUAGCCUGACCCGCCUGAGCACUGAAACGAGCUUCGUGACCCAAGCCCAGGUGGAAUCAGCUCGAGACACUGCCGCUACACUUCACCUCCAGGUGCAACGCCAAUGGCAGGUCCCUCUUGGGGACACAGAAGGCAUCACAGAUCCUGCUGUACAUCAGUGUAUGCACAUGGAACAGAAGGACUUCCAACGUGCAGACACUGUGCCCAUCCCUUUCGACAAUGGGUGGACUGACCUCCUUGUGAAACCGGAGACCUACUCGUAUCUCCAGCACCACUGCCCGCUGUGUUACCAGUGGCUAGCCACCCCUACCAGCAUCAAGUAUCAUCUCACCAUGCAACAUCCAGAGUGGAAAGAAUGCCAACCUUGCACCAUGACACUCUGCGCGGAUCCCAUGGAGCUGGACGAACAGGAGACGCAAUUUUGGGCCCAUGCCGGUCCGGUCAAACGGGACCGGAACAAAGGCAAGGGCAAGGGUACCAAGGGCAAAGGCAAGGGAAAGCAGGGCCUACCAAGUCCAUCCAGUGCCAACCAGGACCUGCAGCCACUGGGAAAUCACGAUCCAGACUGGAUGGAGUACAGGAUGAAUCGACUAUCCCAGCUGGUCCUUCGUCAGGAGCAAAUCAUCUCAGCCAUCCGUCAGGAUCUGGUCCUCUACCUCUUUGUACGAUCAGGGCCAGAAGGGAUGGUACCGGUUCUCUGCGAAGCAGCGGAGAAGUGGAGGAAGAUGAAAGAGGAAGAACCCGAGAAGAUUACUUACUCCCUCAAACUCAUGCUCUUCAAGCAGCUGCUCAUCACCUUACACCAGAGGUUGACCAACAUGAUUGCGGACGAGGAUGCUCUCGCCAAAGCCAAGAACCUGAACUGGAUCGACGAUCAGAAACAUUGGAAACAUCUUACAUGGAAUCCUACCAAACAAUGUCUGGAAGUCGACAACUCGGUGAGGCCAAUACCGGCGGAAGAUCUGUUGGCCCAACUGGUUCAGAUGAGGAAGGCUGUUACGGAAGAGACCCUGGUGAGGUUCAAGUCCAUGAGGAAGCUCACCACGGAGGUGACCUCCGACUGGAUUCAAUUCCAGAUCUGCAUGUCCCUUCGCCCAGAGGGAGGAGCCAUGUGGAGCACGCUGAACCAGUGGAUCGGACAAGCAUCGUGGCACACCCUGGGCUGCAGGCUUCGCCGCGAUCGGCCGAACUACGACACCCUGGUCCAGGAAGUGUGGCAACAUCAGUACUCCACUCGGUACCGUGGCUUAUGCUGCUGCAAGCUUGGCCUUCUGUGCAUCGUCAGCACGAUGCAGCUGAACUGCUACAAUACCUUCUACCCAGGUCCAAGUCUGGAGCUCCAAGCAGCCAUUGAUGGGUGGAGUGCUCAGGUUACAGCCCGCUAUGCACUGCUGAAUCCGACCGGCAGUGCCACGCCGGUGAUGAAGAAACCCGCCGCCACAAGACCCGCCGCGUGCACGGAAAUCGUCCCCUACAAGAAGCCCAAAUCCGAAUUGGAUGAGGAUGAGGAGGAAAGGGAGGAAGAACAGGAAGUGGAGGAGGAAGAUGAAAAGGAGCCACGUGACAAUGAAGAGGAUGACGCUGAAGAGGAGCAGGAGGAUGAAAAGGAGAAGGAAGGAACGACGAAAAAGAAGAACCCCAAGCUUAGCAAAGAGGCUUUGGAGAACCACCAGCAAUUUCUGAAGGAAUGUGCGAAGAAGCAAUUGACCGUUGACCAAGUCGACGAAGCAAUGAAGAAAGUCAGCAACAAGACACAAAUGAGUUUGUGGAAGGCCUUCGAGAACAGUAGGAUUGCAGAAGGCCAGCAGGAUGAGUUCCUCAAAGCCUGUGGAUCGGUGGGCUGCACGAAGAAAAAAAGGAAGAUGUUGAGCUCGUGGAUUUUGGAUGGAGGGAAGUUCACGAAGCACUACAAACAAGCAAUUCAGAACUAUAGCACCGGAGCACCUAGGACGGAAGCGGAACGCCGCAUAGGCGCUGAUGAACUCAAGGAUCGGGUGCAGAGAAAGACGAUUGUGUGGCGCCGCAAUCCAGAAGACCAGAAAUAUUUCCAAUUCAGGUUUGCGAAGGAGUCCGACGAGCUCUGGACGGAGAAGUCCCAGCAGAGGAUAGGAAUGAAAGAGAGGGUCAUGGUGGAGGAUUUCGACUUCGAGGACGGGUCCCCGGAUGAGGCGGAGGAGGAGGUUUCGAGCGCCACUACGAAGAUGCAGCUGGAGAAGAAGAUCAUCAUGUUCAAGACCGAGCUUGGGAAGGAGAUCGGGAACCUGGAGAACAGCCUGCUUCAGAUCAAGGAGUCAACCGUGGAUGGGAAGACCAAGAAGGAGCUUUUCAAGAUUGUCAAAGAGGAAUCCAAGACUUGCUUGGAGAAGUUCAAAGGAUCAGCGAAGAUGAAAGCCGAGGAUGUAGGAUCUGCCUUGCAAGAUGCAGUGGCUGCACUAGGACUUGCCAAGCAGGCGAAAUCGCAGGCCAGAAAGAAGGUCUAG
Messenger RNA from Symbiodinium sp. CCMP2592, 6456 nucleotides. The record is from the annotation of a GenBank genome assembly. Lineage: Eukaryota; Dinophyceae; Suessiales; Symbiodiniaceae.